Bombyx mori (domestic silkworm) is the source of this 1298-nucleotide messenger RNA. RefSeq lists its product as uncharacterized. NCBI's taxonomy places the organism in Eukaryota, Metazoa, Arthropoda, Insecta, Lepidoptera, Bombycidae. The record is from RefSeq and is a predicted model, not a curated record. The transcript has 2 exons. The coding region runs from base 79 to 612 and encodes 177 amino acids.
UAGAAAAACAAAACUACUACUGUAAACUGUAACGCCAGUUUUGAAAUUUGUAAACAAAAGUUAUAAAUUUGGUUAAAUAUGAAAAGAAAUGAUGUGAAAGUAAAGAAAACACUAGUAAGAAAUUGUGAACAGAAAAUUGAACAGAAGAAACACGUCGCACAUGAAGUCGCUAGUACAUCCAAAAUUACCGGGAUUAAUUUACAUGAUACAGAACUGAGUAAACCGACUCUCUGUUCUAGUGAAUUGUUUGCAAACUAUUUAACGAAUGCAAAAAAAGCCGUAGCAUCGAAAGUUCUGGUUUCGAAUUCCAAUAAAAAGGAUGUUAAUGCUACGUUAACAAAGAAACUAAAUUUCCAUUUCAAUGAGAAAAUAUACCGGAACCUCAUAGAAUUGAAUUCGAAUGACAUAGAAACAAGAAAAAACGACAAGAGGCCACCAGCUACAAUAUCUACAAAACGGGAUUUAGAACCAGAUAUUGAAGACUUUUAUGAAAACAACAAGGAGGAUGAUAGUCCGCCACAGAUACAAACAAUUAGGCACAAGUUUAAACCUGUGAAAAAAGUUGAAAUGGGACAGUUACAUAAAUUAGUUAAUAAAUAUGAAAAUUUAUGAUAUUUAAUGAAAUUAUUGUUGUGCAUAAACAAGUCUUGAACACUUCUGAUGUUGCUGCCAUUAGGCUCACACCAAUAUGUGGGUUAUCUGUUAUCACCUGUAUUUAACAGCAAAUGAAAAAUAUAUACAUAAUACAAAAAGGCUUCCCAAAUCUGAAACUGUAAAUACCACCCUAUUAUUAUUACCAAUGUCAGAUAGGUGGUGGAGCUCUAAAACCUAUGACAGCAACCCUCAUAUUUCUGUCGUGACCACCCUAAAACAUUGAAUAUCCUCUAGGUCCGAAUCCAGUGGCCUAAACUGGACUGGGACAGACAUUCUUUAUCUUCUCGGGGCAGAGUAUGGGCUUUCUGACAAAUAUUUGUCUGACCAUAAAAUAAAACAAUGACCAUUUGUAAUUUUUGAAAAUUCCUAUUUUGAAAAACUUCAGAUUGAAGAUGAGACCGAUAUUCCCAAGCAUGUGUUUGUUUUUGACCAUUUGACAUGGGGUGCCAACAGCAUUAAUAAGUUAUAGACAGUCACAAUUUAUAUUGGGUUCACUUUCAGGAUUUUCUGUUAGGGAUCAAUACACUGUAGUUAAUAAAUUUAUCAAGUAUAACAUUAUUUAUUAAUCAUUCUUAUUGUUACUGGUAUUGAAUUCACAGAGAUAUGAAAAAUGAAAUUUUAAAUAUAAUUAACAUUAAAACUUA